AACUGUUGAGGUGAUCCAUGGCAACAAGAGGAGCAGCAACCAACCGCCGAGCCCGUCUUUCGCUCUCUCUCCAACUCUCUCCCAUUAUCCCCUCCGGUCUCCGCUCCGCUCUGUCCGGUAAAUGUAGCCGGAAUGCUUCGGGGAGGAAUUACUCCUAACGGCUGCCGCUGAGAAACGGUACCAAGGUGACCGACUGGGAGGGAGGCAGCCCGCCCGCCCGCCACCCGGAGAACCGGAGCUCCACAUCAGCGCCAGGUGCCCGCACUACGACCCGCUGAUAACGGACGGAAACGAUGCUAGUAGCUGGUAUCUUCUGGGGUUGAAUCAGUAAAAUUUGACCCUUUAGUUUAUUAUUAACGGGAAGCGGGCAAAAUGAAAGCGGUUUGUGUGUCAGAAAGGCUUGAUAUUUUUGAUUAACUCUUGCCGUGCCUCGCUGAAACACGCUGUCCCAGCUCUGUGCGUCUCUGCACCGUCUAGCCCCCCGUCCAGUUAACCAUCGCUGCCCUUAUCUCACUAAAGCAUCAUCGUGAAGAUGGCGACUGGGUCGGGCUGGCAGCAGUAUUACUGCCCUACCGGUCAGGGGAAAUUUACUCCAUCAUCCACCGCCUCCUUCCAGUCCGGCGUCGCCAUGGAAUAUACCCAGGACCUGCACCUGAGGAUGAGCAAGAAGAUCGCACAGCUAACCAAGGUUAUCUAUGCACUGAACACGAAAAACGACGAACACGAGGCGGCCAUCGCCACGCUGAAGGAGGCGCACGAAGAGGAGGUGCAGCAGAUCCUGUCUGAGACCAGAGAGAAGAUCCUGCAGUUCAAGAGUAAAAUCAGCGAUGAGAUGGACCUGAAGAAGAGGAUCCAGUCUCUGGAGGAGUCCAUGGAGCUGCACGAGAGGAUGAAGAGGCAGGCGCUGGCCGAGUUCGAGAGCUACCGUCAGCGGGUGGAGGACAUGCAGCUCUGCACCGAGGCCCAGCACACGCAGCGUGUGGUGUCCAUGUCGAGGGAGGUGGAGGAGAUGAGACGGUCCUUUGAGGAGAAGCUGCGGACGUUCAGCCAGGCCCAGGCUCAGUUUGAGCAGGAGAAGAAAGCGGCUCUGGAGGAGCUCAAGGCUCAGCACAGGCAGGAGAUCCAGGAGCUCCUCCGCAGCCACCAGAGCCAGAAUGCAAACUACAGCAAAGACCAGGAGAAACUGGGGCAGCUGCACAAAGCCGAGGUGGAGUCUCUGGCUGAGCGGGUGGAGGAGCUCAAACAGGACAAGAAGAGGCUGGUGGACGAAUAUGAAGCCAAACUCAGCAAGGCUCAAGCGUUUUACGAGCGCGAGCUGGAGGCCAUGAAGCGAACCCAGCAGCUGACGGCCGACAACCUGCUGGCGUGGAAGCGGACCGAGGCCGAGCUGCGGCGGGAGUUCCAGGCGCAGGAGGCGGCGCUCCAGAAAACGCUGGGGAAGCUGCGGGCCGAGCUGACCCGCGUGACGGACGAGGCUCGGGAAAACCGCGAGAAGUCCCACAAGCUGCAGGYGGCGCUCGGCACGGCAGAGGGCUCCAUCAAGGACUUGACCAAGCAGCUGGAUGAAGUGACCCAGAACUCCGAGAUCAUAGAGAUCCGUCAGAAAGAGGCAGAGUGUGAGCUGGAGGCAGCCAGAGACCGAGUUCAGCAGCAGGCCACGGAAAUACUCCUCAAAGCCAGCCAGAUAAGCAGCCUGCAGGCCACCCAGAUGACCCAGGAAGCCGCCAUCAGGGACCUGGACAACGAGCGCAGCCGCCUAAAGGACAAGGGGCUGCGGAUGGAGGAAGAGAGGGAGGCCCUGCAGAGCCAGAGCAAAGCGCUGGAAGAACGACACAAACAGCAGAUCCAGUCCCUGGAGAAGACCCUGCAUGAGGAGAAAACGUCCCACGAGAAGGACCUGAGGAGCAUGCAAACUCACUACGAGGAAGAGGCCAGCCAGAUGAAGGACAGCCAGGCCCGUGCUUUGGAGGAAGUGGCCAAGAAGCACCGAGUGACCCUGGAGAACACGCUAACCACCGCGGAGAAGGACAAGAACCGCCUGCUGGCUGAGCUGGAGCAGCAGUUUGAGAAGGAGCGCYUCUCUCUGGAGGAGCAGAAGACGCUCCUCAGUCAGCAGCURGACGAGAUGAGGGAGGAGCUGACGUCCAAACUCAGAGCCGCCAACGAGGAGGUGUCCCGGCUGCAGCAAGAGGUGCGGAAAGGGGAGGAGGACUUCGGGGCAGCGGAGGGCCAGAUCUCCACCCUGAAGGAGGCGCAGGACAAACUGCUGGAGGAGCUGGACGCCACGCGGGCCCGACUCAGAGAGACCAGCAACCUGCUGACCGCGCUGCAGGGGGAGCUGGAAAUCCAAAAACGCCAACAUGAAGCCAAACUCAUCACCACCAAAGAAGAAGAAAAGCAUAAGAUGGACAAGAUGGCGCUGGAGCUGGAGCUGAAAUGGACCGAGACGCUCCGGCAGGAGUGCAAGAAGCUUCGCGAGGAGCUGAGGGAGGAGCACGAGGAGGAGAAGACGGCGGCUCUGGCUCAGCUGGCGCAGAGCAAGGAGCAGGAGCAGAACAGCGCCAGGGAGAGCUGGCAGCGGAAAGUGGACGACCUGCUGGAACAGAUAUCGCUGCUGAAGCAGAGUCUGGAGAUGCAGCUGUCGCAGUCGCAGUCCUCGCUGCAGCAGCUGCAGCACCAGUUCAGCCAGGAGAGGGAGCACCUGCGCAUGCAGCUGGACGAGCUGCAGACGGAGCAUCAGAGGCGGCAGCAGCGUCUGCAGGAAGCCCACCGCUGCGCCAUGCAGGACAUGGAGCACGCCAGGCAGCGCGACCUGAAGGAGCUGGAGGAGCGUCUGCGCCAUCAUCACCACGCGGAGCUGCAGUCGCUCCGGGAGGCCCACCGGCAGAGCAUCGAGACGCUCAAACAGCAGUCAGAGCAGGAGCUGCAGACUCUCCGCUUCGAGCUGGAGGACGAGGGCAAAGCCAUGCUGGCCUCUCUGCGAUCGGAGCUGAACCACAUCCACGCCUCGGCCAUCGAACACCUGCGGCAGACCCACCGCCAGGAGUCUGCAGCUGCCAAGGCCGAGCUGGAGAAGGUCCUGGAGGACAACCAGACCCAGGAGCGGGACCUGCUGAGCCGGAUCUCUGAGCUGCAGGAGGAGGUUUCCCAGAGGAAGAGCCACAUCGCUCAGCUGGACCACCAGAUCCACACGCUCAACGAGAACAUCAGCACCCUGACCAAGGAGCUGGAGCUGAAGGGCAAAGAGGUGCUGAAGAUCCGCAGCGAAGCCAACCAGCAGAUCCGGGCUCAUGAACAGGAGCUGAUGAAGAGGCACGAGCGGGAGCUGACGGAGCUGAGCGCCGCACACAGCAGGGAGACCCAGAACAUGCUGUCGGACUUCAACAAAGCACAGGAGCUCCUCAAGGACAAGAUCUCGGCUCUUCAGAUUCUUUUGGAGGGAACAGAGGAGAAGUUCAGGAACAGAGAGAGUCGACCUGAAGACCUGCAGGUCAUCGCCGAGCUGAAGGACAUGGUCGCGGAGAGAGAAUCUCUGGUCAAGAAGCUGGUGGACGAUAAGAAGUUCUACCAGCUGGAACUCGUCAACAGGGAGACAAACUUCAACAAAGUGUUCAACGCCAGUCCAAACGUAGGAGUCAUCAACCCUCUCAUUAAGCCCUCCUGAGACGAAGGACUCGCCCAUCGACCCGGCCGACGCCCAGCGCCAGGAGUGGUUCGCCCAGUACUUUUCCUUUUGACUGACCAGAACUUCUAAAAGGAUUCAGCAUGUCAACCAAACUUAAAGAGAUUUAAAAAAACAAAAAACAAAGAAGCAUUAGAGAAAAAAAGAGAAAAAUUGUUGAAACUAUUUGUUAUUUAUUGUCAUCUUGGGGCUUUGGGGGUCAGUUCACCUCGGAUUCAGGCGGCUGCAGUUGGAGAAUCGGUGAAACGCACAGAACCUGAUGUCAUUAAUUCCCACUUUUGGCAGAGCCGGUGGAUGGAGCGUGAACUGAGCCCGGCCCGGUCCGGUCAUCACCCCGACCUGAUUUGAUUGGCUCACUGUGGACGAGUUUCUCUCUUAGUACAGUGACGAUAAUCAUCCGUACGUUCGAUGUUUAUUAUUUGGUUCUGUUACUUUCUGAUUUCUGUUGCGGUUUCUUUGAGCUAGGAAACACCGAGUGGUGCGUUAUCAUGCUGCUAAAUGCCAUAGUUGGAUUAAAGUGAGAAUAAAUAUAUAUAAAGAAAUAAAUGGUAGGUUAUUGUGCUCUCUCUCUCUCUCUCUGUCUGUAUGUGGGUCUACUGCACACAGCAUCUUAGACUAGGAGGGCUGAUCCAGGACCGGUUCCCCUCCUCAUUUCUGGUGACAUUCACCUGAUCCUAGAUCAGUUACCAUGACAACAGGCUUGGACUUUAGGACGGUUUGUUACAGCUGCGUAGACGUUUCAGCAGAUUUUGGUAGAAUAUUAAAACCUGUUUGUAUGGUUGUCUGUCUCAACACAGAUAUAAUGAUGUCUCACCGAUUUUAAAACAAAAAUAGCAUUUUAUAUUUAUAAUAUAAUGUGUAUGCUUAAUAAAGACUUAUUGUGACAUUUC
This is a messenger RNA of Poecilia reticulata (guppy), 4572 nucleotides long. It is a transcript of the gene fam184ab, whose product is annotated as family with sequence similarity 184 member Ab. The record is from RefSeq and is a predicted model, not a curated record. Lineage: Eukaryota; Metazoa; Chordata; Actinopteri; Cyprinodontiformes; Poeciliidae.